Hylaeus anthracinus is the source of this 1416-nucleotide messenger RNA. RefSeq lists its product as uncharacterized. The record is from RefSeq and is a predicted model, not a curated record. The coding region runs from base 474 to 1103 and encodes 209 amino acids. Lineage: Eukaryota; Metazoa; Arthropoda; Insecta; Hymenoptera; Colletidae. The transcript has 2 exons.
CCGGAAAUUACAGCACAGCACCUAGACAUUUUGGAAACAAACCCAGUAAAAGGGGAAUCAAACCCAGCUCAUUGGGACGAGCUACCAGCAGCAUUGACACUCGCCGAUUUGGAACAACAAGCAUCGGACCUAUCGAAACAUCAAAAAUCCAUACGAAACAUCCAAAUCACGCACUUCUCAUCAAUAGGAAUUGUCAUGCUCAUAACAAUCACUUCAGGUGUAAUAAUUUUUAUUAAGUACAAAACCCGGUCAAAAUAAGAAAACCCAGAAGAAACAAAUAAAAUAAAAAUAAAUAUGCCCAGUACAUCAGAACUUUAUGCUGAACCGAAAUUCCCUAGACCUUGUGCAACAAUCUUCUAAGACGCACCCCCGCAGCACACCCACCGAACUACUCCGCGUCAAGAGUGGGUGUAACUAGGGCGCUCGACCUAUAUAAGGAGGAGCCUUGGACUCCAAGAUCAGUCAAAAGCCAAAUGAAAAAAUCAGUCGAAGUUCAAACCGUCCCAACCGAAGAAAUGCAGAAGAUAAACACACAUCUACCACUGCAGGACUGCCGCUGCAUCACCCUGAAAGCGGUCGACUUCCAUGAAGUGUGGGUGGUUGAGGAGACAAGCCGUGAGGCGUGGACAAACUUCCUCAUACGUUACAACCACCACAUGGAGUCGAGGAAACAUACACUUCUACCUACCACCGCGAGUCUAAAACCAGGAAGACUCGUGGCGGUCAAGAUCGGCAGCAGAUGGCAACGCGCAGUCCUCCAGGAGGUAGCGGGCACCUGUUACAAGGUAUUCCUGGGGGACUAUGGCGAAGAGAAAGCCGUCACCAAGGUAUGGAGCCUCCCGCCGCGUUUCUGUGACCUGCCGUGGCAGGCCAUAAAAAUACGCAUCCGAGGCAUCGAACCACAACCAACAACAUCAAAAGCCGUAGCGGCGGCGGUGAUGGACAACAGGAGGGGAAAAAUCACCAAUAUCGGUGCAGCCAGGGAUGGUCUCGUGGCAGACCUCUUGUUGGACCGUCAACCAGGACAACCACCCGUCGACAUGGCAAAACAUUGGCUUGCCACUAACUACCCGGUGGCAGACAUCACACCAACCGGACUCUGACGACAUCACACCCAUCGAACAUCAACAUCCAAUAGAGAUAAGUACACAAACAACACUACACUACACCCGACACUAUCACAUAUGCGUAACAGCUCGCUUCUAAGGUGAAAGCAUCACGCGAACCGCGAUGUUUCAUCUUGGGAGAUGUUACGUAUACAGAAACUCUCCGUUUUUAGAAGCUCGCGUUUAUUAAUCUUAUUUUAUCUACCCUUCUGGAAUUUGGAGCUCGGUCUCACGGGAGUGCAUCCUGCAGCUGCAUUCUCUUAAUAUCAUCUUUGACUCGCGGUUCGUGGGAUAGUUUCUAAUCUACCCU